GGGGCCCCGGGGCCGCGCGAGCCCGCCUCCCCCUGCUCUGCCUCUACCUGGUGGGCUUCCUGGAUUUGUUUGGUGUCAGCAUGGUUGUCCCUUUACUGAGCCUUCACAUCAGGUCUCUUGGAGCAAGUCCGACCGUUGCUGGAGUUGUAGUUGUGACCCCACUAACCCAGCUCGGUGGCGGGCUGGCCGACGCACUGACCUGUUGGUGUUUUGCAGGCUCCUCCUACGGCGUCCUGCAGCUCUUCUCUAGCACACUGGUGGGCUGCUGGAGCGACGUGGCCGGGAGGCGGCUGUCCUUGCUGGUGUGCAUCCUCUGCAGCGCCCUGGGCUACCUGGUUCUCGGAGCGUCCACCAACGUGUUCCUGUUCGUCCUCGCCAGAGUCCUUGUGGGUAUUUUUAAGCAUACACUCUCCCUCUCAAGGGCUCUGCUGUCUGACCUGGUUCCCGAGAAGGAGCGGCCCGUAGCCAUCGGACAGUUAAACAUGGCGUCUAGUGUGGGCUUCAUCGUGGGCCCCGUGGUCGGUGGCUAUCUCAGUGAGCUGGACGGUGGAUUUUAUCUAGCAUGUUUCAUCUGUUUCUCUGUCUUCAUUCUCAAUGCUGGUCUCGUUUGGCUGUUUCCUUGGAGUGAAGUAGAAGUCAGCCUGCCAUUGGAUGAGAACCACGCACCUUUGGGGAAGACCCACUGUGCCGGGCAGGAGGCAAGCGCCACCCCUGAGCGCGUGGUGGGAGAGAAGACGCGCCGGCCGCCCUGGAUGGAAGUCAUGUCCACACUGCGGGCCAUGCAGAGCCUGGCGCUUUCGGAAAUGUGGGACAUCUUUCUGGUGCGCUUGCUGAUGGCCAUGGCGGCCAUGCUGUACUACAGCAACUUCGGCCUGGGCCUGGAGGAGCGCUUUGGGGUGAGGCCCAAGGUGACGGGCUACCUCAUCAGCUACAGCAGCGCCCUGGGGGCCCUGGCUGGCGUGGUCAUGGGGCCCGUCAUGGGGGCGUACCGGCACGACUCCCACCGGGUGCUGCUGCACACCAGCACGCUCACCUGCCUGCUCCUGCUGCUCCACGGCGCGGCGCCGACCCUGGGAGUGGUGGUCUUCUCCUCCACGCUCCUGUCCCUCUCCACUGCCAUCGGCAGGGCCUGCAUCACGGACCUGCAGCUCACCGCGGGCGGGGCCCAGGCCAGGGGCACCCUCAUAGGCAUGGGGCAGUCCGUGACGGCAGUGGGCCGGGUCAUCGCCCCCCUCCUCUCUGGAGUUGCCCAGGAGGUCAGCCCGUGUGGCCCCCCCAGUCUGGGGGCUGCAUUGGCGUUGGCGGCUAUUUUCAUAAUGUCGCUGAACAGGCCUCGCUAUCGUGGCGAUGGAAGUGACAGGUUAAAAAGUGAAUAGAACGGAGUUGGACAACACAGAGAAGCGAAUCCGAGGUGUGUGACUGAGGGAAGGGCCAGGUGAGAGGUUUGGAAACGACGAUGUCCAAGCAGGCCGUCCAGGCCAGCCUGCAGCUCCGCGCUGGCCCCUGCGGGAUGGUCCGACGCGGAGUCUCGCCAGAGGGACGGUGUCACCGCACACCGGAGUCUGCUCUUCCGCGGGCCAGUGAGGGUCCAUGGGGCAGGAACGCAGCUGCCGGAGAGGAAAGUAGUGAUGGGAUAAGAACAUGUGCAAGAAGGGAGGAGACCCAGGCUUCCUUUCUAAUGCAGCGCUGGUCAGCGGGGAACAGGCUCCAUUUCAGCUGGAAGUGAAGAGGGGCUUCUACUGUCGGAUCCUGGAGCCUGAAGAAGCCGGCCGGUCACUCUUGAGCCAUAGCGGGGUUCCGGGUGCUGUCCCCUGGGCCCGGGCACUGACCAGCUUCACCCCCAGGCUGAUUUUGUGGGCAGGGGGCCCAGACAUGCACAGUUUGGUGAGCACCACUUGCGUUUCUUGUGGCGGCACAACGGUCCCUCUGGGACUUACUGGUUUUGAUUGGAGUGAAACCCAGAGGGAGACGGGCUGUUUUUAUUAGCAGCUUUGCCCAGCUCCCAGCGUUGUACCCAUAACACUGUCUGCAGACUCGGAGUGUCCGUGUCAGGCCUUCCCGGAGCGGCUCAGCUCUUCAUCUUACUACACCUGUGAACGAAGAGCUGCGUCGGUCCAGGGACAUGACUUGGCGUGCCUUUCCUGGGCGAGACUGAUCCGCCAUCCCAAGAUCCGUGCCCAAGGGGGGAGGGGCCAGAGCGGGGCUGGCACGGGCUCGCAGAGGGCACCUGGAAGGCACUUCCUGACGAUUUGGGCGACAUGAGUUAUUAGGAAAAAUCAUUCAGGAGCCCCCUCUCUUCCUCACACGAACUAGUGCACAUUCCCAAGUGCACAUUCCCGUCAACCUCAGUCCACUGCGGUAUCGGUCCUGCUUGUACCCAGCACACACAGAUUUGUAAAUAAUAUUUUAACACUAUUUGUUUAAUAACUAUUGCUUAUAUGUAAAUUUCUGAGAAUAUUUCUGUGGAUUUAGAACUUGGAUAUGGGCUAAACUCAAAUAUUUGUGAUAAAGAAUCAAUUAGAAAUUUGAAGAUUCUCCUCUCUACAAGAAAAACAGAAACUUUUUAUUAACUGUUGUACUUCUGAAGUUUUAUGCAAGUGCUCAGUGCCUUUGAGGGGACAGAACCACAGUAAAAAUGGCCUCGGCCUAGGCGUGGAGCAGCUCAUGGGAGGCUGGGCCUGAAGGGUCGGGAAUGACCAGGGUCCCUGUGACGAGGGAAUUUCUCUAAGGGGUCUUCUCUUCACCCAGAAGUAGACACGCUUCUUAGAAGCUCCGAAAUAUAGACUAGUUUUUAUUUUUUAAAUCAGCACUUUAUUUUUAAAGUUAAAGCCUGUACACUUAAUGAGGCUCUACAGUUGAUCAGAUAAUGGAGAUACUGAAAACCAAGAAUGACCGUAGGGAGCAGAAAAACACUGCACUGGUGACAGCGUAUUUUGUUCAUGUGAUUGUUUUUGGAUAACUAUUUUUUUUACAGCUUCUCGUCAAUAGUCAGGUGUGUUGCUGCCAUGGAGGGUGUGUCCUGGGUUGGCAGUGGGUGGGUGUCCCUGGAACAGACACGCCCCCUCAGGCCUGCUGGGGCCCCUUUUCAGGAGAUGCUGCCCCACUCUGCUGGAAGGGACAGUAUUUGUAUAAUUUAUGGAAUAUGACCUCAGGGAAAUUAA
Molecule: messenger RNA, 3161 nt
Organism: Molossus molossus (Pallas's mastiff bat)
Lineage: Eukaryota; Metazoa; Chordata; Mammalia; Chiroptera; Molossidae
Gene: SLC67A2
Product: major facilitator superfamily domain containing 9
Exons: 6
Coding region: 81-1376 (431 amino acids)
Biological process (GO): transmembrane transport
Molecular function (GO): transmembrane transporter activity
Source: RefSeq, a predicted model, not a curated record